Messenger RNA from Papaver somniferum (opium poppy), 2358 nucleotides. RefSeq lists its product as uncharacterized. The record is from RefSeq and is a predicted model, not a curated record. Lineage: Eukaryota; Viridiplantae; Streptophyta; Magnoliopsida; Ranunculales; Papaveraceae. The coding region runs from base 1 to 2358 and encodes 785 amino acids. The transcript is spliced from 5 exons.
AUGCCUACCCCUCGUUGGCCACCUGUUUCUUCUUUGCCCCCAUUUGCCCCUCCUUCAGAUGUUUCUUUUAAUGUUGGGAAUGUGGGAGAGUCUUAUAGUAUGGGAUCCUUGUGUGGGAAUGCUUUUUGGUCUACGUCGUGUUCAACCUUUUCUAGACUGUGGUCUCCUCUUCGAGUUUUUUUUUUUGGUGCUGCAUCAAAAAUGAAUUUUAAUUCUGAUGAAUUUAUGUCCUUCAAUCCUAUAAAUGAUCUCAUGAAUGAUAUUGAUCAUAAUGAUGAGAGUUUAGACAAUGUUAUACUUGAACCAAUACCCCUUGCGUCUUUAACUCCUGAACCUGUUAUCACAGACGAAGAAUUUGAGAAGGAGAUUGAUCUCAUGAUGCUGGACUCGGACCCUUUGGCAGCUGAAACCUCUCAUUCCCAUGAUCUAUUAAGUCCAGAUUUUAAGAAUGUUCUUAUAAAUUCCUGGUCGAAGUUUGUUACGGGUUCACCGAGCUUUAUUGCUGCUGGUAAGCUUAAGAACCUUAAGCAUGAUUUAAUCUAUUGGAAUCGGAAUUCUUUUGGGCACAUAAAAACUACAAUAGGAAAGUUAAACUCUGAAAUUGAGAAGCUUCAAUUUAUGCCAUAUUCUCCUUCGAUUGGUUCUUUCAUACUGAAUUAUUCGAAGCAACUUGAUUAUUGGUAUGAGCCAUAUAAUGUUGUUAUUGAGGAAGUACUUAAAGACAUUCAGCUUGUAAUAACAAAUGACAUUAAUAUCAGAUUAACUGCUAUACCUACUUCGGAAGAAAUUCAUGAAACCAUCAGAAACAUGGCUCCGUGGAAAUCACCGGGUCCGGAUGGGUUCCCUGGUGGGUUUUUUAUAGACAACUGGAAUGAGGUUUCUAUAGAAGUUAUAAAUCAUGUCCAAUCGUUCUUUCAAAACAAAUUUCUUCUUAAGCAGCUGAAUCAUGCAUUCAUUGCCCUAAUCCCUAAGUCUGCUUUUAUAGCAAACAUGCAGAUUCAAGACAAUAUCUUAAUCAGUCAUGAAAUUUUACAUUCUUUUAAAACUAGGAAAAGAAAGAAUAAUAAAAAUGGGUUUAUGGCUAUAAAUACAGUUUCUUACUCUGUGCUGGUUAAUGGUUCGCCUGGAGAGAUCUUUAUCCCAACUAGAGGUAUAAGGCAGGGGGAUUGCCUAUCCCCUUACAUCUUUAUAUUAUGUAUGGAAACGUUGUCUCAACUCUUGUUAAAGGGACAAAACGACAAUCUGAUUCAGGGGUUUAAAUUGAGGAAAAAUAGUCCUUCGAUUUCUUACUUGUUUCUCGCAGAUGACUGCAUGUUGUUUUCGAAAGCCUCCUUAACUUAUUCAAGAAAUCUUAUGAAGAUAAUUGAUUCUUUUGCAAAAGCUUCAGGUCAGGCCAUAAAUUUCGAAAAAUCAGACUUUUUUACUAGCAAUAAAAUGCAUCAUAAGCACGUUAAAUUAUUAGGUAGAACUCUAGGAAUUAAAUUCCUGAGCUCAUCUGAAAAGUAUCUAAGAACCCCUUUAUUUGUUAAUAGGAACAAGACCAAGUCCUUCCAAUUCCUCAUUAAUAAAUUCUAUAGCAGAUUGAGUAAUUGCAUGAAAACAAACUUGAAUGUUUCUGGAAGAACUGUUGUCACAAAGCAUGUCCUAUCUAGCUUAGCUGUUUAUCAUAUGUCAUGUUUCCCUUUCCCUAAAAAGAUCAUUACGGAGAUUGAUUCAAUUCAGAAAACUUUCUGGUGGUCUAAGAAAGAUCCUAGGAGAGCUGCUUAUUACAAAUCAUGGGGUGAUAUUGGUAAAUCAAAAUUAAAUGGUGGUCUAGGAAUUAAAAACACUUAUGCUACUAACAGAGUCUUUAUAGAAAAAAUUGGUUGGAGAAUGUGUAAAAAGCCAGAUCAUUUAGUAUCUAGGUUCUUUAAGGAUAAGUACUUUCCAAAUCAAAGUUUGUUAGAGAUUGAUAAAGCUGCAGAUAGAUCGUCUUGGAUUUGGAAAGGUAUGGUGAAAGGUAUGAAAUUCAUUAAGGCUAAUAUAGUAUACAAAAUCAAUGAUGGUAAGGCUACAAGUAUUUGGUCUUCUAAUUGGUUUCCGUUUAGUAGCUCUCCUCCGAUUUCGAUUAAUCCUAAUUUUACAAAUUUCGACUUUGUUAGUGACCUUAUUGAUAUGCAGAAUAAUUCUUGGAACCUUAGUCUUAUUAAUUCUUUAUUUUCUCAGGAUGAUGUCAACAUAAUUAUUUCUCUUAGAAUAAAUACCAAUAAACAAGAUGAUAUUAUGUGGGCUCACACUAGAAAUGGAAAAUUUACUAUAAAAUCUGCUUAUAAAGCUUUUAUGAAUGAAAUAGUUACUGUUGAAGAUGCUUCUUUCUAG